This is a messenger RNA of Lichtheimia ornata, 777 nucleotides long. RefSeq lists its product as uncharacterized. Lineage: Eukaryota; Fungi; Mucoromycota; Mucoromycetes; Mucorales; Lichtheimiaceae. The transcript has 5 exons. Gene Ontology annotation, cellular component: nucleus. Bases 1 to 777 code for a protein of 258 amino acids. Gene Ontology annotation, biological process: regulation of transcription by RNA polymerase II. The record is from RefSeq and is a predicted model, not a curated record. Gene Ontology annotation, molecular function: cyclin-dependent protein serine/threonine kinase regulator activity.
AUGCAGAACGCCAUUGCAACAUUGGAACAGCUCGAGAAUGUACCUUCACGCAAGGACGGCAUCUCGGAAGAACAGGAAGAACAGCUUCGAUUGUUUGGCUGCGAAUUGAUUCAAAGUGCCGGCAUCCUACUCAAGUUGCCACAAGUAGCUAUGGGUACAGCACAAGUACUGUUUCAGCGCUUUUAUUAUAUGGCGAGUCUCAAGCAAUUUGGUAUAUUGGAGAUAGCUAUGGGUGCCGUAUUCCUUGCAGCCAAGGUGGAAGAGUCAUUUACUCGAUUAUCCUAUGUGGUUACUGUAUUCGAUCAUCUUUUACGACGAACACGGAAUGAGCCAAUGUAUCCACCACUUGAUCAAUUCUCACAGCGGGCCUAUGAAUUGAAAAACAUGAUCGUUGCCAGCGAGAUGCAAAUCUUAAAGCACCUUGGUUUCCAUGUCCACGUUCAACUCCCAUAUGGUGUAUUGAUCAACUACCUGCGUAUCCUUGGACAAGAAGAAAAUCAAGCAGUGGCCAGUAGGGCAUGGAAUUAUUUGAAUGAUGGUUUACGCACCAAGGUAUAUGCAACGUAUGAUCCACCUGUCAUUGCUUGUGCAGCCAUUUGGAUGGCCUGUUGUGAAAAAGAAAUCAAGCUUCCUGAUGGAUGGUGGUUGCUAUUCGAUACAGCCUAUGACGACCUUACCAAUGCAGCCAGGUUGAUCCGCCGAGUGUAUUAUGCAAAGUUGGAUCGGCAGCAUUUGCCAUUAUAUGCUCACGAGAUGGAUAAAUGGCUCGCCAAAUAG